This is a messenger RNA of Amoebophrya sp. A25, 6595 nucleotides long. Lineage: Eukaryota; Dinophyceae; Syndiniales; Amoebophryaceae. The record is from the annotation of a GenBank genome assembly.
GGCAACUUAUUCAAUACAUAGUAACAGUUAGUAGUGCAACUACUGAAGAAGCAAUUGCAAUUUUGAUUGAUUGUGAUUUUCAUUUUCCAAUACAAUAUCAUACGAGCGAAGAAGAAGGUGAAGGUCACUCAAAUCAAAAAGAUGGUGGCGUUUCGUUCGUGGAUCGGUGCCAGAGCGACAAUGCUCCUCCGAAUCGCUACUCUGCUGAGUUUUAGUGCUUGCUUUUCUACUGGUCUUACGACAUUGUAUCCUCCCGUGUUUUCGUCACAGCAGAAGAUCAAGCAGGGAGUCCAACAGCACACCACCGGAAAUCAACAUUUAGGUCAGCCCGCCUCGUCUACCUCUCAUCAACAUGUGGCGCGUACGUCCCAGCUUCAGCUCGUACCGGAAAAUACAGGUGUGGUGGGAACACCACUUGUCCAGUCUUUCAACGAGCAGACCCCCAUUUUCGGCACUGGAAUGCGAUCGAGUCAGCUCUUGCGGGGAGUACCCUCCACCGGCAAUUUCGACUCAUUUCGCUCACAAGCGUCGUACACCUAUGAAUAUCCAACAUAUCUUCAUCAAGUGAAUGGAUUCAUAAAGUAGGUCAAAGACCAGUUCGAACCAACCCCUCGUUCCCCUUCUAAUCCACAUCACAACCGCUGGAUCAAGAGGAGAUGGCGAUGGGAAUUACACGCAGCAUCAAGCGCUUUAGAGCCGGCCGACAUCUUCCCAGCGACCAAGUAGAGUAUUUUCAGCGGGUCCCGAGCGAGCUGGAACCAAUCUGGCAAGCCCCAGAUGUCGUUACGGAUUUGCUCCUAAAACCCUUCACUUGUUCUUUUGUUGAGAGUGUCGUCUUUUGACUAGAAGUUUAUUGCUCUUCUUCUUCUACUUGGUGGAAAUUACCUUUUUAUUCAUGAAGUAGAGUGCGGUAGUGUGGUAGUUGGUUGAGGUUGUACUUAAAAUAGAAUAUCUUGGAAAGAGCAGAUCGAUGUUCCAAAACGGGUUGGUCUCUUGCUCUUUGUGACUACCUUUUGUUCUAAAAAAAAGAGUGAGGACAUGCGAAAAAGCGUUGAUAUGUGGAUCCCUCUCAAGGUGAAGACCUUCGAAGAGCUUGGUGGGGCUUACACGCUGCAGUCUGGCGACUUGUGCUUAGUGUGGCGUCCGACGAUCGGGUCGUGCGACUACGGCGCAGUUUCUCACGGAAACUGCUAUCAGCGGAUGGCGCUCUUCAAGCAACCGAAGCAAGCUAGUACAGGUGUGUUAAGGCUCCCACAAAUCUUCCAUUUUGAAAAGCAUCCUGAGACUCAGGCCGCUGUUUAGAAAUGCCGGAAAAAGGUUUCAGGAUGUUUUUCAAGACUGAUUUACAUUUAUGAAAGAUCUAAGUGUGGCGCCUUUGCCGCCUGUCAUCAAGUGUCGCCUCAGCAAGCGAUUUCAGCUGCCACACACAGUGCGUCUCUCCAUGUACGAAGCUUCGGGUUCUAGGGGCAUCUGGUACGACGAAGUCUCCAGUCUCGGCUGGCGAGACAUGCACUUGGUGCGACACCCGGUGUACCUCGACUACGUCCGCUUUUAAGGCUUCCUCUAAUGAUCCGUCGAUCUCCAGACGCUCUCAUCGAUCUUGAGGCUGUUCCAUGAGAGGGAUGAAAAGGAAGCAUCAAGAUGAUGCAUCUACUUGUAAGCUAGUUACAGGUCGUGAGCUCUAUCUCUAAUGUUUCGUCAACGAUCGCCCAGCGAUUAACAAGAAUGUGUGCAUGCAGGUGUCACCUUUGGUUGAGAGUUUUCAGGUCGUCAACUUCGGCACCAUGAUCGACCGCUUUCCCGAGAAAGACGGCUCCCUCAACGACAACUGCGCUAGCAUUAAGGCGUACUACCGUAAUUCAUCUCGAGAAGCAUCUUUCUUUGGGUCCUUUUUCAGGGGAAAAGGACGGCAAAGAUGCUUCUCAAGAUGAAUAUGCAUAGGUAAGCUCUAAUAGCAGGGACGAUCCGGAGUACCUCACUCUAAGAGGAUGUCUGCGGUGUAUGAAUAUGGAGGACACGGACGAAGUGUGCGAAUUCAACAACUACGAAGAACUGCUAGGCAAUUCCUGGCAUGAAAAGUACGUACAGCGGGCUGCAGGAGCUGGUGGAGGUCCUUCAGCUGUUACAACAAAUGGAACGGAAGCCACGAGAAACAGUAAAUCUAGGAGUUCGAGUUCGACAGCCGCAUACUCAAGUUGGGACUUUCGCAGCGAUGCAUUUCGCCAGAGUGUGGACCCUGUCCUAGUGUAUCGGCAGUACGAGGGUUCCACUGGUCAGAUUGCGUUUCAGAUAAAGUGGCGAGAGUGCGUGGAGAGGCAACUGUGGUCAUCGGCCUACUAUUAAGGUCAGCUAUUAUCCCUGAUCUUUCUCCGCAUCUCGAUACCCUUUUCCCUUGUAUUUUUAAUACUUGUGGGAAAGGGGUCGAGUUGAGGGGACCGAGAUGAGGAAGAAAAGGCGACUCUAAUACUACAAAAUGCACGGCCGUCGCUUGCAUUUCGUCUACAAGAUGCUUGAUGACGCACUACAAGACCGCAGCAAUGACGGCUCAGCAGUUGUGCACGAUCUCCAGACCAUCGAUCAUUGGUAAGGCUACCUUUAAUCCAUCUCUAGUAUGGGGAUCCCUAAGCCUACAGAAAUGUCUGAGAGGGAUCUCCUUGACGGAUUCCCACAGAGAUGAACUAGGGGCAGUUCUAACAUGGGCGCGGAUGGGAGCGAACGUACCUCGGCCGACCACAACACGGACAACGAUGGAAGUUCAAGCACGUAAGUUUCGGUUUCCACGGAUACAAGAAGGGCGCGGCUUUUAUGACCGCAGUACAGGGAAAGAAUAUCAAUGACAUCGCGAUUUAUUUAAGGCUGCUCACCAUAUUUCCUUUCUUCGAUUCGUUUCUCACUAUUUCCUUCUUAAACGAAAGUGAGAAUAGAAUGGCGAAGCGAGAAAUGAAAUAUUUCGGGCUCUAAUUCAUGGUUUAGCACCACUCCUCCAGAACCAAGCAAAUCCAGCAGAAACGGUCUUUGGCCGCGAAGGUCUUGGGGUCGGAACAGCGACUGCAAACAUUGGUGGACCAGCUGCGCUCCUUUCCUCAGCAGCGUACGUACGACGGUUACGACUCGCACUAAUUCAUUUCCUGAACUAGAACUUCUAGUUCAUUCUAUCUUCUGUACCAGGUAAAUAUUAAUUUUCUAUUUAGUUGUAUCUAUAAGCCGCGGACGAAUCCCGCUGCCCAGGAAAAAGAUGAAGAUGAGCUUAUAUAUAUAUAGUAGAGAAGGAAAAUCCAAAUGACAUGGACUAUUAGUAUCGCGAGCUCUAAAACGUGGCGACGCGGGUGCAUCUUCGGGAGGAAGUGCGAGCGGUCAAGUUGUAGUCGGCAACAAGGUGCUCACGACUAGUGCUGGCGCUGCACCAAACAGGCAAGUGAUUGCCGGUCCGCUCAUCAAGAACACGAUCCUCUUUCUAAGGCUUGCUAUCCAAAUCCAUCUUCGGAGACACAGACAUCAUGAACAGCAUUUUCAAGGGAAAAGGGGGUUUAAGAUGUACCUCAAGAUGGAUUCGCGCGAGGUCUAAUCUUAGAUUCGGUGUGUUUUGGCGGAAAGAAUAAGCGCAACGGGCGCCGCAUUUCUUCGAGUAUCGGACGCGUUUUUGAGUCGCUCUACAAACGGGGCUGGCACAAGAUCCAAGCGCUCGGCAGCAAGGAUUUGCAGUCCGCCUUAAGGCUUUCGCUAAUGGUCUCCAACGCUAAUGGGGAUCCCGCAACCUUUCGCAUCCAAAUAGAUACAAGGGAAAUUGUAUAAGGCAUGUCUUGUUGCGGGAUCCCUCACAUGUGGGAUUAAGGGGGGAAACCUCUAACCGCCUACCGCUUUCGGUUCAACAGCGUGCGUGCCGGUUACCCAGUGUUUAGCUUCGUGCAGAGUGACCGCAGCGACGGCACGCGGAUGCUGGAGGAGUACAAUUACCUUGUGGGGGACACGGUGGAAGUGGUUCUGGAGCGACAGAUGGAUCGACAUGGGCCCAUUUCCGCACGCGCAGUGUCCGGAACCGAGCAGUGGGCUGGGAAGCGUUUCGUGAACGGGCAGAGUUCGAACUUCUUCGUCGGAUACGAACUGGCCGUUGUCACUUCAAUUGGCAGUUUUUCGCAGAAUGUGACGCUCACAACGAGCAAUUACUCGCAGCACGGCGGUCCGUCGCCAGUGAAGCCUGCGCUGCGUCUAUGUCAGGCACCGGAGGGCAUGAUGAAUAUGCCUUCCAGCGCCGGCAAUGGAGGCGCGGCCACGACUAACCCGCAGAACAACAAUGCAGCAAGAACAGCGCAGCGAGCCCGUCCGAGGUCAGCGGCUUCCUCUCUGAGCGUCACCGAGGUCCCGCGAGCCGCAUUUCCAUUCCCAGUGCAGAGCACGACUGCUCAAGAACAAGCCAAUAGUACGGGUCCACUGUCCUCGCACGGGGGAAUCGUAGUCGUGGAUGUGAAUAACAGAAUAACAUCUCCAGGAGCGCCUGCCGCGACGAGUAGUAGUCCUAAUAUUUUUCGCAGUGUUGAUGCCGUUCUUGGUAGCGCUGCUGGUACAACUAGUGCUAGUGGCGUGGAAGCGACGUCUUCCUCUUUAUCCUCACUACCAGCCGCAGCGGGAGGAGGACAAGUUGUCGGCACUAGUCCCAUCGGUUCGUCAGCAUCGUCGAUCGGGUCAACCGUACGUACCAGCGCGCUAGAACGUCCCGCCAGUGCGCAGCAGCUGCGCCAUCCUGUACAAGGCUACACUGCCUACCUGCGGAAUGGUCAGGGAGGUACGCUGUUCCCGGCGCCGAAGCGCAUUGUGAUGGCGACUAGCUACACGAGCCAGUCGCAGCCGGUCGAGCCACCGCGUACACCAGGCAACCGCGGACAAUAUGUCAUCAGCCGCGCCAAUCUCGAAAUGCGACAAAACAAGGUGUACGAAGACUACCAGGUGCUGCGACCGAGGCUAGUAAAGCUUAACGAUUUCCGAGAGAAGCGAUCCCCGUACGACGUCGGAGAAAAAGUCAAAGUUUGCAUUCCGACUCAACUACUUCCCUCUUCAUCGUCUAGGGGUAACUCGAAAAGUGCAUCACCUACUUCGAAUGGCUCAACACCAGCAAAGGAACAAACGUCAGCCAAUCGCGGUUCUUCUCAGCAACUGUCCGCAGCAGCAGGACAACAAUCUUCGCUCGGUCAGGUGCCGCAAUCUUGUUUACCAACAGACUACAGAACCGGGUACGUCGUACAAGCAGAGCCUCUCAAGAUCCAGACCGAGGCGUGGGGACUAUUAGAACCAUGGAACUUUUGCGGGUCCGACUUCGUGAUGCGCUACACCGACUUUUACGCACGUUAUGCACCGGGACGAGGGCGCGUAAGUGCAUAGCACUUAAGUACUUAAAUGUUGAAAAAUCAGUUCUACUAAGGUCAACGAACUAACUUCACGUAACAAAAAUGCCUUCAUCUGAGUCGUGUGUAGCAAAGAAUAUGAAAUUGCGUACCAGUAGAAUUUGGACGUAGGCAAACUACGUGACAUGAGGACAACACGCUUUUAGUAAUGCGGAUUGUAAUUGUAAAUAGUGAUCCAAAUAUCAUCAUACUUCUCUUAUUAUCUUGAAAAGAGAGUUUUUGUUAGUGUAUUUUCAUGUAAUGAGCAUUGCGACAUUGUGUAGCAACAAUGAAGAUUGAUGUGGAGCUUUUUAUAACCUUGCAACUUUAUUCUCUUCUAGUUCUUAUUUGCCUUUGAGAAUUCACUAGCAGGUACUUACAUACAUGAUACAUAUACUUCAUGUGGUUUAUUCACAUGAAAACAGGAAAUACUACUAAUUCACAUAGUUGAUGUCAUAGAAAUCGCUCGUUUCGAUGACAUAGAUAGUUUUAGUUGUUUUUCUCUCUGCAUACUCGUUUUACACAUAUAGCACAGAUACUCGUGGUCUCGUAAGUCUACUCAUGAGAGCAAGUAUCAAGUGCUUGCUGAGCAUUGGCUGGAAGCAGCAUUGUAGACUUUGUUUCGAAAUUACCAAUCUGCAUGUCUGACAAAACGUAAAGGAAUUCUGUAGUCUGCGAAACUAAAUCUUCAUGUAAUAGUUUUCCACAGUUCGUUGUAGCUAAUUGUUAUGCACAAAUAUGGCAGUACUAGUACCACGUGCAAGAACAAAGCCUUUAUUUAUUGCAUUUCUCGUUUAUGUAUGAAUGAUGAGUUUGGCCUGUACGUAGCAAAGUAUAUCUAUGUAUAAUUACGCCUUCUAAUUGUGGGAGUUCUUCUUCUUUCGAUAAUUGAACGAUUCACUUUUCAUACUCGGUGUCCCUGAAUAUGAAGAGAUCUCCCUUCUGUGUUCUUGUGUUGGAAGUGUACAUCAACUCACUUUGGAAACAAAGAGAGACUCCCUCGACCUCUACUGGUCUCAUCUUCACCACAACAACCUGCUCCUUCAAAAUAUUUCUUGAUGAAAAUAGAGUGCUCCUGCUUCUGUAUUCUGCAAAAAUACAUCACAAAAGAAAUUAUAGAUUAGUUAUCACAAUUACGCUUUGCAAUUAUUGCAUUCUUGCACUUGCUUUGGACGAGCAACCCGAAACAUGGAAUGCUUUGGCUAGUCAGUCUGGAUUCU